Caenorhabditis sp. 36 PRJEB53466 is the source of this 2256-nucleotide messenger RNA. NCBI's taxonomy places the organism in Eukaryota, Metazoa, Nematoda, Chromadorea, Rhabditida, Rhabditidae. The record is from the annotation of a GenBank genome assembly.
AUGCUUUCUCAAUGCCCGGAUACUUUAACAAAUAUUAACAAACUUGCAUUAAAUGUAAGUAAUAGGCUUAUUAGUCAACUUUUGUGUUAAUGAAUAUUGCAGAGUGUUGAAAGCUUGAUUGUAAACGUUCUCCAAGGCCAGUCAGAACUGGAAACACUGAGGAAUUCAUACAAAACAUCAAUUACAUCGGUUGGAAAGCAUAUUUUCACAACUUAUUAUAUUGGAUGUGAAAAAACUAGCGAGGAGAUAUUAUCUGGAUAUUUGGAAGGUUAUUUAUUAGUGCUGACGUUGUAUUUCAACAUAUUUGAAAAAUUUUAAGGCAUUCAAAUUCACUUCAAUCAUUUAGUAUGUACAAAUGUCGUUAAAGUUAUAGACGAUAAAUGGGUAGCUUUGCAAAACUGCUACAAACUUUUCAUGGAAGAAAUAAUGAAGGUUAGUUCAAAUGCAAAGCAAACUUGCAUUUGACCCAAUGACUUUCAGGAGUCUUUGCAAGAAAGAUGUUUGUCGGAUAUUCGCAAAAAUUUGAGCAAUCUUAUCCUACUUGCUCAGAAUAAACUGGAAGAGUACUCUCAAAGAAUCAUGGUUAUGGCUGAAGAACAUAGACGUUAGAUAAUUCUAUUGUUUAAAACAAAUUUGAAGACUUUGAAACUUACUUAUAGGUUGCAAGGCAUCGUUCGAUGAUGAUUUGUCUGCAGAAACAUAUAUCAUCAAAAAUAAAUUUACUAGUGACUUAAAACAUGACUUUGAAAGCAAACGAAUUGAAAAGUUGAGAACAUUCGUUGAACAUAUGAACGUUUCAGUAAGUAAAUCAGAUAAAAUAGUUAAGAACGCGGCAGUACUUCAGAAUUUUGAAAAAUGUGACGCAUGUGUAAAAGAAUUCCAACAACAUAUAAAGAAACGAAAGGAACUUUUGAACAGUGUAUCCACAUCUGAAAAAGAAUUGAGAUCGCUGAUUUUCAAGAGGAAGUAUGAACACUUUAAAAAAAAACCGGGUCAUUUUUUUCCAGAAAAGCGCCUUUUACGCAUUUCGCAAGUACUUCUACAUCCACGAAAACGUUUAAUACUUCAACAAUGAAGGUAAUUUCAAUUACCGUAAAUACUGUGUCAGAAGGGCACAAUGAGCUAGAGCAGUUUUAAGAGGCAAUGUGAGAAGUUCAAAAACUGCAGGUCACUAAAAAUUCAGAAUGCUUCAAUUUGUCCCAUAUUAUACCCAAUGGGUACUUACAUAACAGUAAUACAUCAGACAAGUUUUGGUCCGGCUCCGUGGUCCCUAGUCCGAUCACGGUCACAAAAUAGGUCAAACCUGUAACUAAUUUCAAAAAAAUGCUAGCGUCUCAGACUCAACGCCAUUCGAUUUCUCGCAUCUUUUUAAACAUUUUUCAUGUUGGCACCAAAAAUUUAGCACCUCUCCUUCAUGGAGGAAAAUAUUGUUUUGUGACAUUUUUCAGAAAAUUUUUCAGUUUUCUGCUCAUCCUGAAAAAUUUUAACACUACAUAGCCAUGAUUUUAUUGCUAAUUCUGAAUCUAGACAUUAUUGUGCUUCUGCAAAAAAAAAAAAAAAUAUUUGUUGUUUUCGUAUACUUUUAGGCAUUCUUGAUUUUUUUGAAGCAUUUCGAAAAUUAAUUUUUUCUCGAAAAUUUUGUCAUGACCCCCGGGUCGACGACUUGGUCUAAUUUUUUUAAAUUCUACUGUUAUGUAAGUAACCAUUGGGUAUAAUAUGGGACAAAUUGAAGCAUUCUGAAUUUUUAGUGACCUGGUGUAAUUAGCGAAUUUCGAGGUUCUCAGACAUUGCCUUUUAAGUCGCAUGUCCUUCUAUUUUACGGUAUUUACGGUAUUUCCACUGCUUUGCCACAACGAUCUGAAUUUGCAGUUGCUUAGUCUAAAUUCAUUAAAUAGCCAAUUAGAGAAGACGUCAGUUACCAGUGCAAAAACGUUGUCACUACAAAAGUCUAAAUUGAAUUAUCAGUUGUGUGAUGUAUUACAACGGACAACUCAACAGCAAAUCAAAUUAUGUAAAAUGUAUAAUCAAGCAGUCCAUUUAAAUUACAUUGCUGCAGUUGAUUAUUGUAAUUUUUCUUAUUCCAAAUUCGCAUGUCUACAAAAUUGAAUAACAGAGUACAAUAAAGUUUUGUUUUGUCGGUUUUAUAAUAAUGAUUAUGAAGAAAGAACAUGAAUAGUAGAAGUCAAUAUGCAGUAGCGGCCACUGAAAUAUCCCCUUUUGGUUUUUUCGCUAUAACUUUUUUUAGAGAAGAGCUAG